GCGCCGUUGGCGGAGUGGACGAGGACCGAGGCAACUCAACCAUCGCUUUCGUCGUUCUGAGCACCGCCUUGUCGAGCGGCUUCAACCGGGAGUAUGUCGCCGUCACAGCCGCUGACUACAGCGUUGUCGAGCUGCAGUUGCAGUGUACCUGCGGGCGCUUCAAGAAGAAAAGGUGGUCUCUCCAGGAAAAUGCAGAGCCAGUAGGAGAACAAAUGGGAAAGACGUUGUCACAGUUUUCUGCAACGUCGGUCAUUCGCCACUGGAGUUCGAUUCGGCGUGAACGGAGUGAAUCUCGGAAGAAGGCCUGUCAGCGAUGUGCCUGGGAUGAGCACGUCAAGGAGAUAGCUGGUCGGCGCAUGUCGGUGGAUCAGCUUCUCGACUUCUAUGCCAAACUGGGUCCCAAAAGGACGACUGGGGAGUUAUGCAUGACACAUUUCGACCCUGCACGGUCUACUACGACGGACGUUGUCCGCCACGUCGUGAUCCCGGAGUCGCGCUGCGGUGACACAGGCAAGGCCCUGGCGGAAGUUGUGCAAAGCUCAUCGCGGACGCGAUGCCUUCCCAGCUCAUCCUCGACGGUGCGCAUGGUGACGCAUCACUGGGCAAACAGGUUUAGGGAUCUCGUCGCAGCUGUUGUUGCGGACAGUUUAGGCCUCAAGCGCUGGGACAGCAUCGCAGAUGAGUUGUCCUCUGGCAGAGAGGAGGCCUUGAGGUCAAGGCUUCAGGGCCAAGGGUCACUGAACUGGGAGUACUGGAUCUGCGCAUUCUGCAUCAAUCAGCAUGCCAGCAUCUGUGAUGUUGCUAUGGGCGCCCUCGACACCGUCACCGGCGAGCCCUUGCCGACUUGUGACUGCGCUACACCAAAGUACUUAAACGAUUCUCCAGUUCAGUGCGAGCUGAACAAGUUUGACAGCAUGAUGGCUUACCUUCACCAUCGUUAUCACCAACGCUUUCUGCAAGUUGUUGCGACUGACAAAAGCUUUAACCUCUUCUCGCGCGCGUGGUGCAUAGCCGAGCUGGUCCAGGAAGAGAACUCGGCGCAACUGGAAUCACUGCGAGUAGAGGAUUGUUCGGCUUCCCGACCCGAAGACAAGGAAGGAAAGGAAGGGUCCUUUUGGCCCUUUCUUUUAGAAAAGGAGAUCGAGGAGUUCAACCGAAGGCUUCGAGAGCUCUUACUGGGAUCGGAAGGGCUUUUUGUCGGCUGGAAAGAUGCUCAGGUAGAUGGCUUCUUAUGGCUGCCCCUGCUGGGGCCCGGGGGUGUUGUUCUGGGAGAAUGUCGUUCCCGGAAAUGGAAGCAACAUGGAGGUGGAGAUUGGCCUCCAUUCCUGGGCAGGACCCGUCGUGAAGGAGCAUCUUUCCAGGGGCGAAGGAUACCUCUCUGCCCUGAGCCUGCUGCGGCAGAAACUCCAGGAUGUCUACUGCGAUCUUGGCGACGACAUGCUUGA
Molecule: messenger RNA, 1445 nt
Organism: Symbiodinium necroappetens
Lineage: Eukaryota; Dinophyceae; Suessiales; Symbiodiniaceae
Source: the annotation of a GenBank genome assembly